Molecule: messenger RNA, 691 nt
Organism: Gamsiella multidivaricata
Lineage: Eukaryota; Fungi; Mortierellomycota; Mortierellomycetes; Mortierellales; Mortierellaceae
Product: ETC complex I subunit conserved region-domain-containing protein
Exons: 4
Coding region: 26-526 (166 amino acids)
Biological process (GO): electron transport chain
Source: RefSeq, a predicted model, not a curated record
ACUCCCAUUUACCCAUUUAUUCACCAUGUCCGCGUCUACGAUUGUCAAGCAGGUCCUGCGAAUGCCUCUGAUUGCUACCCCCAGGUUUGCCCCCUCUUCUGUCGCAAGACAUCUCUACUCGACAUCGACCUCCGUUACUGAGUUACAGGAGCCUGGUGCACUCCAGGCAGAGGUCAUUAGCGGAGCUCCAGAGGAAGUCCGGAUGCAUCCAUGCCGCAUCUACAAGGCCUGCAAGAGUGCUACACAGUCCGGAGUCGGUAACACUGAAGUUUGGAGACUUGACUUCGACACUGAUCUCGAGGGCGGGCGCUUUGAGAACGAGCUGAUCGGUUGGGCUUCCAGCUCGGAUUAUAUGCAAGCUCUUCAAAUGAAGUUCAACGCGAAAGAGGACGCAAUUGCAUUCGCCGAAAGACAAGGAUGGGAGUUUACUCUUCAGGAGCCCAACGAAAAGGUCUUUAAGAAGAAGAUCUACGCUGACAACUUUAAAUAUUCGCCUACCAAAUUGCGUUUUGUCAAGACCAAGUAAAGUGGGAAAUACGGAGCUCAAUCUGCAUGAAGCACUGGAGCUGAUAUUGGACGAGGAAACACGAUCUCCGCCAUUGCGCUUGACGCCUGCCACGGGCUCGAUUGUCGCAGUCAAAUCGGUUAUAGUCAAAAAGCACGAGUCACCAAUAAAGACCAAAAGCCACCU